AUGGAUUCACCCGAAGGCGCCGAUGUCCCUUCGGCCGCGGACGGUCCGAUAGUCGACCUGAAAUAUGCCAAAUACCAAGGAACAUUCAACUCGACCUUGAACCUCAACAUAUUCAGAGGAAUCCGCUACGCAGCCCCUCCAACAGGCGAACUCCGCUGGAAACUCCCCCAAGACCCAACAUCCAGCGGCACAAACACAUCCAGCGACACCGUCACCCCAGCCACAGCAAACCCGCCGCGGUGCCCAUGGGCCCGCCGCUCCCUCCGAUACCCCAAAACAGCAGCCGAAGAAGCCGCCCUCCAGAAUUUCGCCUUCGCCGGCGACGAAGACUGUCUCUUCCUCAACGUCUUUGCCCCGGCCGGCGCCACGGCCCUGCCGAAACCUCUCCCCGUGGUGGUAUGGAUCCACGGCGGCGGGUAUAACCUCGACUCGGCGUCCUCGUUUGACUUUUCUUCGCAAAUUGUGACGAAUAAUAACAGCUAUGUGGCGGUCGUGAUACAGUACCGUCUGGGCGCGUUUGGGUUCCUUUCGUCGGAGGAGCUUAUGAAAGGCGGCGGGGUCGCGAAUGCUGGGUUGUGGGACAUGGUCCACGCGUUGAGGUGGGUGAAGACGCAUGUGGGCAAGUUUGGAGGGGAUCCGAGGAGGGUGACGGUCGCGGGACAGUCUGCUGGUGCGGGAGGGGCAUUGUUAUUGGCUGCGAGUGAUGAGGCUGUUGGAUUGUUUGAUGGUGUUAUUGCGAGCAGUCCGUACUUGACUACUCUGCCAAAACACGACGGCGAUAGACCGACGAGAGCAUACAAAAGCCUAGCAGAGCGUAUAGGCUGCUCUACAAAUGCUACAUCCUCAUCCCUCCUCUCCUGCCUCCAGAAAGCAGACUCUCUCACGCUUCAGAAUGCAAGCGACUGGGUAAGCACCCAAGGCCGCUACGGCCAAUGGGAAUGGCGGCCCGUCAUCGACGGCAAACUCAUCAGCGACACCCUCACGCAGGAGUUGUCUCAGGGGAAAGCCGGCGUCAACGGGCGGCGGGUCCUCACCAGCAACGUCGCGGACGAAGGACCGUAUUUCACGUGGCAGAACAUUACCACCCAGGCACACUUUGUCUCGUUCCUGCAGAGCAACUACCCCGCGCUCUCGGGGGGUAACGUAACGGAAGUCCUCGCGACGUACGCGCAGAAGCACGAGGCAUUCUUGACGGCCAACUCAAAGGACGCGAACAACACGGACCCAGGCUUCAGCACCAACGGUCUCGAAUCACCGUACGCGACGACGGUGUCAGACUACGCUACGGGCUGGCAGCAGGUCGCCAACAACUUCUAUGCUGAAGCGACGUUCGUGUGUCCCUCGCACUGGCUCGCGAACGCGUACGCCGCCAAGGAUGGGGCGAGAGCGUGGCGGUAUCAGUAUAGUGUUCCGCCGGCGUACCACGGCGUUGAUAUUGGUUCUGGGUCGGCUGUUGAUGUGUUGCUUGCGCCGGUGGAUACGCCUGGGACGGCGGUCACGACGCCUUUGCGGCUGGGGUUGCAGAAUGCUUGGGGGCAGUUUAUCACGCGCGGGGAGGGGUUGGUUCUUGGUGGCGAGGCUGGAGGAAACGCGACGGUGUGGGCGCAGUGGAAGGAGGGUGGGAGGGGCGUUGCGACCAACGGCCCCAAAACUCCCUUCUCCUUCAUCACAUCUCCAAAUUUGGACGCAAAGGUUACUCUCUAA
Colletotrichum costaricense is the source of this 1704-nucleotide messenger RNA. RefSeq names its product carboxylesterase. The record is from RefSeq and is a predicted model, not a curated record. Bases 1 to 1704 code for a protein of 567 amino acids. Lineage: Eukaryota; Fungi; Ascomycota; Sordariomycetes; Glomerellales; Glomerellaceae. The transcript is spliced from 5 exons.